AUGCACCGCGCAUCCGUCUGGCGGCUGGCCAGCGUGCUGCCCAGCUUGCUGCUGGCCGCGUCGCCGCUCGUGACGGCCGACACGGCGAGCGCCGCCAACGCGACAAACCACAACGGCCCUGUCGACGCCAACAACCUAGGCGGCGGCUCCGGCCAUGGCGGCGGCCCCGGCGGCAACCACGGGGGCCAUUGCUAUCCCGAAACCAUCACCGAGUACUGCACCGUGACCGAAUGGUCGACGUGCUACGAGACCGUCACCGAGACGGUGUCUGUGCCGGUUGUGUCGGUGUCGGUGACGGUCAGCACCGAGACCAUCACGACAGUCGAGUCGAGCAUCGCCAUUGAGACGGACACCGUGACGUCCACCGAGACCGACUACAGCUCCUAUGUCGUGUCGUACCCCGUCACGGUUGUUGUGACAGAAUGCGCCAGUGAUGCGGCGCCCACGCCGUCGGGCUACUACCGCCGCGCUGUGCCGGACCCGUACGAGUGUGUCGUGUCGACGCAGGUGGUCUGGAGCACGACGACCGUCACCUCGACGCAGCCGGGCUCGACGGCCACGUCCACGGCCACGACGACGGCCACCGUCACGAGCGACGUCGAGCACGACGUCAGCGUGACCAUUACGCUGUCGGCAUCGACCCUCACGCUGCCCGGCACCACCAUCACGCAGCCCGCGUCGACGCUGACGCUGCCCGGCUCGACCGUGACGGACAUUGUGUCGGAAGUCGUGACCCUGUCGCUGCCCGCGUCGACCGUCACGCUGCCUGCGUCGACGCUGACGCUGUCCGGCACCACCGUGACCAUCCCCGCGUCGACGCUGACGCUGCCGGGCUCCGUCACGACGCUCCCCGGCUCGGUCACCACGCUCCCCGGGUCCGUCAUCGUCGUCACCUCCACGCUGCCCGAGUCCACAACGACCUUUACAGAGCGCGGCAGCGACACGACCGUCACCGUCACCUCGGUGAUUCCCGCGUCGACCAUUGACGUGACCAUCACGGCCACGACCACGACCACGACCACGAGCACGCAGAUCGAGCCCGAGCAGACCGAGACCAUCACGACCACCAUCUCGCUGGCCGUCAGCACCUGCGCGGCGCCGUCCCGCGCCGGCCAGGCGCUCGCCUCGCUCGUCCCCAGCUCCGACCUGACCUGGGGCUGUGCGCCCGGCACCGUCUGCAGCCCCAAGAAGCCCGCGGGCUGCACGCUGUAUGCCGACUCGCCCGCCGACACGUUUGUGUGCCGGCCCGACGAGUGCAUUCCGUCGCCGCCGUUCCCCAUUGUGCAGUGGCCCGAGAACACCACCUCGUACUACCCGCCCACGGAGGGCUACUUCAACCUGGCGCCGCCCGCCUUUGGCCUGUCGUACGACAUCUUUGAGGAGGAGCUGAUUGUCGAGCGCAUUGGCGGCCACGUCUUCACCGUGACCACCGGCAACUGGCUGACGCAGUCCACCAUCACCCACUGGCCGCCGCCGUCGCCGGCGCCGUCGUCGCCGCCGUCGUACCCCUACAAGCGGGCACCGCGGGCGGACCUGGACCUGGACCGCCACCGCCUCGCCAAGCGCGACGACUCCAUCAUCCCCGCCGUCUGCUUCGACGUCUGCAACAACGCCUACCUCGAGGCCCAGUCCGUCGGCAAGACCCCUGGCCUCUGCGCCGCCGCCUCCGCCUUCUUCACCUACUACAACGGCUGCAAAUCCUGCGUCACCGACAACAGCGCCCAGGGCAAGCUCGGCAUCGGAGAGUACCUCGUCGAGAAGUUUGGCCAGUACCUUGACUACUGCGCCUCCGCCCCGGCCACCUCCGCCCCCCCCUCCGGCACCCCGCCCCAGUCCGAGCAGUCCGGCACCCCCACCUUUGUCUCGUCCGCCCAGAGCGCCCCGCCCAGCAGCUCCAGCCCGCCCGUCAUCAUCCCGCCGCCGAGCUCGUCCCCGCCGCCCGUGUCGUCCCCGCCGCAGCAGUCGCCCCCUCCGCUGUCGUCUCCGCCGCAGCAGUCGCCCCCGCCGCAGUCGUCUCCGCCGCAGCAGUCGCCGCCUCCUCUGUCGUCUCCGCCAGCGCAGUCGCCUCCCCCGCUGUCCAGUCCGGCGCAGUCUCCUCCGGCGCAGUCGCCACCGCCUCAGUCGUCUCCGCCUCAGCAGUCUCCUCCGGCUCAGUCUCCUCCGGCUCAGUCUCCCCCGGCUCAGUCUCCCCCGGCUCAGUCUCCCCCUGCUCAGUCUCCCCCUGCUCAGUCUCCGCCGGCUCAGUCUCCGCCGGCCCAGUCCCCUCCGGCCCAGUCCCCUCCGGCCCAGUCGCCACCCCCACAGAGCAACCCCGCCCAGUCGAGCUCGCCUGGCGGCAGUGGUGGCGGCGCUCCCCCCGCGAGCAGCAGUCCUGGCGCCGGCACGGGCGGCAACACGGGCUCGAGCCCCAGCGCUGGUAAUGGCGGCGGCGCGUCGGCCUCGGCGUCUCCCUCGGGCUCGGCUCCAGCCUCACCCUCGGCCACCGCGUCGGGCUCUGCGUCCGGCAGUCCUGGUGGCGGUGCGGGUGGCGGCGCCGGUGGUGGUGGUUCGGGCUCGGGUGCCGCGUCGGGCGGCUCGGGUGCGACCCCCACGUCCAGUGGUGCCGGCUCGACGAGCUCUGGCUCGUCUGGCUCGGGUGGCUCGGGUAGUGGAUCUGGCUCGGGUGGUUCGGGUGGUUCGGGUGGCUCGGGCUCUGGAUCUGGCUCGGGCAACGGCACGACUCCCUCACACGUCACCACGGCUUCGUCGACCCCGUCCGUUGUCACCGUCAACGCCUCGUCGCGGAUGGGUGUCGCUGCAGGCGUGACGUCGGCUCUGGCCGCGUUCUGUGCGGUAGUGUUCUUGUUGUAG
Messenger RNA from Sporothrix schenckii 1099-18, 2850 nucleotides. RefSeq names its product c-type lectin family member. The transcript is spliced from 2 exons. Lineage: Eukaryota; Fungi; Ascomycota; Sordariomycetes; Ophiostomatales; Ophiostomataceae. The record is from RefSeq and is a predicted model, not a curated record. Bases 1 to 2850 code for a protein of 949 amino acids.